Paracoccidioides brasiliensis Pb18 is the source of this 2124-nucleotide messenger RNA. RefSeq lists its product as uncharacterized. The coding region runs from base 1 to 2124 and encodes 707 amino acids. The transcript has a single exon. The record is from RefSeq and is a predicted model, not a curated record.
AUGGUGUCCCUUGACGACAUCCAGGUGGGAGACCUGGUGAACGUGCCAGGCGGGAUGUACGGCACAGUUAAGUUCAUAGGUGUGGUUGCUGGUAAACCUGGCCGGUUUGCUGGUGUUGAGCUGGCACCUGAGCACGCCGGCAGAGGAAAGAAUAACGGCGACGUUGAGGGCCGGAGCUACUUCACCACCUCCCAGCCCGGCUCUGGCAUCUUCGUGCCAAUAAAUAAUAAUAAAUAUGUCUCCAAACGGACCACCUCAAUGGGCAGCAGGCCGCUCACACCCUCCAGACCCAACUUCAGCAAAUCAGUCGGGCCCGGUCCUGGUCCCAACUCCAUGUCUUUAAACAGACCAAAGUUCAGACGUCCAUCUCUACCACGGCCUGAAUCACCACGAUCCUCUCCGCCGAAAUUGAAUAUGGCUGCUCUACGAACUCCCUCCGCGUUUUCCAAAAGUGUGGGACCCAACGGAGGUGUUCCUCGAACACCGCUCAGAACCACACGACCCCCCAGCCGCCCGUCGUCUAGAAUCAGCGUUGAGAGCAAUACCAACAACACCCCACAGUCAGUAAGGCGGUAUGAUACGAGAACGCCCGCCUUUGAUGACCAAGAGGCCGCGGAGAGGAUUAGAUAUCUAGAAAAGCAGUUGCGUGAUCGUGAUAAGCAGUUGGAAGAACAGUCUGCAACUCUCGCGGAGUUUCAGAAAAGCAUUACGGAGCUGGAGGGUUUGGACGCACUACAGGUGCGCGCACAACUUCGCGAGAAGAAUGAGAAAAUUACCGCUCUCACGGCUGAGUUCGAUAGCCAUCGGGCUGAUUUCCGCAGCACGUUGGAUACGCUAGAGGUUGCUGCGUCGGAGACAGAGAGGGUCUACGAGAGAAGACUAGAGGAGCUUAUGCAUGCUAAUAGGGAACUACAAGAACGUGGCGAGGACGUGGAAACCGUGGCAAGACAGCUUAAGCAGCUAGAGGAACUGGUAUCGGAACUCGAGGAAGGUCUUGAAGACGCUCGAAGGGGUGAAGCUGAAGCUAGGGGCGAAGUAGAGUUCCUCAGGGGCGAAGUUGAGAGAACUAGACUGGAAUUGAAGCAGGAAAGAGAGAAACCUGCUUCUGCGAUCAAAGGCACCAAUGCUGAUGCACAUCCUUCCUCCAAGGAUCUGGAUCAAAAGGACGAUGAAAUUCGCGGUCUGAAAGCAAUCAUCCAUUCCCUCAGCAGAGGUGAGCCUGUCGGCCUCCAUCAGAUGAACGGAAGCUCCUCCAACAAUGGAGACCACCAGGAUGCCGACCGUCUCGCCAGACUCGAGCAUCGCAUCCAAGAACUUGAGGGUCUCAUAGAUCGCAAAUCAUAUCGCAUCGAAGAACUAGAGCGUGAGCUCGAAAAGGACCAGAAUCGCAGGAGUCACAAUCGGAGCGGCACCAUAACCUCCUCACCGCUCAAACAGCAACAUAGCAGUCCCGGUGCUGUUUCUGGGUCCGGCGCUGUCAAUCACACCCACACCCUUUCCGACCGCACUGUCGUUCCCAAUGACUGGCACGACCCAUCCACUCUUCCCAACAUAAAUAGCAACGGACCAAACCAAUACUCCACCCACUUCUCCGCGCCGCAACACCAUAAUGAGCUCAUCCGCCACCACCUGCAGCAGCUCAGCCCAAUGCCUGAAUCUGACUCGCAUUCCUCAAGCACAGAUGACGGAGGGGUUCUCUGGUGCGAGAUCUGUGAGACGAGCGGCCAUGAUAUUCUCACCUGCACGAAUAUGUUUGGGUCCGGCGCCGCUAACGGGAAUAAUGCGGGUAGUAACAAGAACGAUGGUAACAAUAUAAAUAAUAGGGCCAUUGCGAAUAUAAACACCAACACUAACACCCACAACAAUAAUAACGGCAAUUACCCCAACGGCAUCCAUCAGAAUAACGGUCUAGGUGCCUCGAAUAAAUACAGUGGCAUAAAUGCAGGUGGAAGCCCCAACUCGCAACGGACGGGACGAGACGUGGUGCUGGAGGGAUUGAAGGGGCUGACGGCGUCCAUGUCGCCGGUUGCGGGGAAGGCGUCUGGCGUUAUUGAUGAGUCGAAAUGGUGCGCUUUGUGCGAGAGGGAUGGGCAUGAGAGUAUUGAUUGUCCGUUUGAGGACUAG